Tauraco erythrolophus (red-crested turaco) is the source of this 1103-nucleotide messenger RNA. The record is from RefSeq and is a predicted model, not a curated record. NCBI's taxonomy places the organism in Eukaryota, Metazoa, Chordata, Aves, Musophagiformes, Musophagidae.
AAGACGAGCGUCACUUUGGCAGUCCGGACUCCUUGACUCGACCCCCCAUAAAAGCGUGUAGAUCAGCAGGUGGGUUUCGACUUGGAGAGGUUACUGUGCGGGUCACUUUGCCUUACAAAGGCAGUUCUUCAAUUUACUUUCUUCAAGAGAAUCCAAUAAAGGAAAAAGCAAAGGCUUAUGACGGUAACAAACCCGAGAAACCAGCAGAGCAUCAACCAAACAUCUAUACACUGUUAAAAGGCAGAAGUAAGUUUCGAGGUCAGCCCAGUAUAGGGAAGCAGUCACAGCCUUUGGCCAAAGAUGAUGGUGAAUCGCAGAGUGGAUUUCACAAGAGCUGGGCUUUGUUACUGCUUCUGUUAAUUAGCAUCCCAUUGCUUUAUGUCCUGUGGAGUGGAAUACCAAGUCUUCUGAAUGCAACUUUGUCAAGUAGAGACACUCAAAUUCUGCAAGCGUUUCGGGCCCGGAUGAAGAAACUAAAAAAUACUUACCAAAGUCAGGACCCCAAUCUGUGGAAAAGAACCCACGUGUUCCUUGAAAAACACCUUAAUGCUUCCCAUCUGCAUUUGGAGCCGGCCAUCUUACUGUUCACAGCUGGCCAAGAAGCUGAGAAAGCACUGCGGUGCCUAAGUAACGAGAUUGCCGACGCUGUCGCCUUCUCCCAGAAUGCUACUACGAUCCAAAUUAAUGGGGCAGACAAAGCCAUAUUGGAUAGUGACAUUGUCAAGCUGGAGGUAGAUAAUGAGCUCAGCUCUGGGUUCAGAGAAGGCAAGAAGGUGGCAGUGGUGCAUCGAUUUGAGUUACUGCCUGCAGGCUCCACCUUAAUCUUUUACAAGUACUGCGACCAUGAAAAUGCAGCAUUUAAGGAUGUGGCUCUUCUGCUGACAGUUCUCCUGGAUGAGCAGUCGCUGAGAAGGAGCAUCAGCUUCCAAGAAGUUGAGGAGAAAGUCCGGGAUUUCCUCUGGACGAAGUUUACCAGUUCAGAUGUUCCUAGUUCUUACAAUAGCAUGGACACAGAUAAGCUGAGUGGACUGUGGAGCCGUAUAUCCCAUCUUGUGUUGCCUGUUUGGCCUGAAAAGGGCCUCCCUGUGGAGGGAUGCACAUAA